This is a messenger RNA of Acanthochromis polyacanthus (spiny chromis), 2784 nucleotides long. RefSeq names its product zinc finger protein 32-like. The record is from RefSeq and is a predicted model, not a curated record. The transcript is spliced from 2 exons. NCBI's taxonomy places the organism in Eukaryota, Metazoa, Chordata, Actinopteri, Pomacentridae. The coding region runs from base 404 to 1510 and encodes 368 amino acids. Gene Ontology annotation, cellular component: nucleus.
UGUGCUUGAAUUUCAGACAGGCAGUUUUCUUGGACGUGAUUUACACAUUUGACUUCGUCGUUUUUUUUUUGUUUUUUGCAUCAUUUGGGUUUGCUUUGUUUUGCUUCACAGCUUUUGAUUGGACCAGUGGAGCAGAGUGUUGAUAGUAGUCACAAAAUCUGAUUUAAGCAUUCAAAUAAUGUCAUGCGUUUUUCUAUAUUUGAUUUUUAAAGCGUGUUUAGUGAGUUGCAGUAGGUAAAAUACAUGCACAGAGAAUUAGUGGGAGUAGUGCCGGCUGACAGACGUGUUGGAGGGAAUCAUUUGAGGGUUUUACUUGUUUCAUUGCGAUAUCUGGCACCCAGCGCCAGCCUGUGUACUGUCAGCCCGUCAAAAACUCCGGAGGUCUGCUGCUGUCAGCCGAGACAUGUUCAAAACAGAAAAACUAAAGGCUUUGGUCAACGACCGACUGAAGGCGGCCGCUGAGGAGAUCUUCAUCCUGUUUGAGCGAACCAUCAGAGAAUAUGAGGAGGAAGUGUUUGGUUCAAGCCGGCAGAUGGAGCAGCAGCGGAGGACGGCCGGAUGGAGAGCUCCCCUGCAGCUCUCUGUCCAGAAAGAGGAUGUUCCCUUUGAGCAGGAUCACCGUGAAAAGAGGAUGGACCAGUGCGAGGAUGAUCGAGAACCCCCGCACAUAAAAGAAGAACAGGAGGUGGAACCGUUGACAGCCCAGGCAUGUGAAAAGCAGGAAGAAACAGACACCAAAGACUCUAUGUUUAAUAUAAUUUAUGUAGCGAGAAGUGAUGAGGAAGGAAGACGCUCACCACAUCAAAACCAAAUAGUUAAAAAUAAAGAGGGCGACCUUUUGCCUGGUAGCUCAUCUCAACCUGUUAAAGAAGAUGCACCAGAGCCAACCAGUGACUGUCAGAUGAGUGAAGGAAGUGAUGACGACUGGAGAGACGAUGGAGGACUUCACUCUGACGUAAACAAGAACAAACCACAGAGAGCUGGUGAGACAGUCGACAGGCCGUACACCUGUAGCGUUUGUAGCAAGAAUUUCAGGAUUAAAUCCAUUCUGACCCGCCACAUGAAGACACACACAGGGGAGAAGCCGUACAGCUGCGGCGUUUGUGGUAAAAGCUUCAUCCAGCGCUCCUAUCUGCAGACUCACAUGAACUCUCACUCUGGACAGAAACCGUACAGGUGCAGUUUCUGUGGCAGAGGAUUCACACAGGUCGGAAACAUGAACGCCCACAUACGAAUCCACACAGGAGAGAAACCGCACAGCUGUACUGACUGCGGCAAAAGCUUCAGAGAGAAAGCUGACCUCAUCAAGCACACAAUAAUACACACCGGUGAGAAGCCAUAUAGUUGCACUGUGUGUCAUAUGAAAUUCAGCGCCCAGUCGAAUCUGACCCGCCACAUGAAGACUCACUCGGGGGAGAGACCUUAUAGUUGCACUGCUUGUGGAAAAAAAUUCAUCCGGCGCUCUCAUUUAAUCAUUCAUAUGAAGACUCACACAGCAGAGAAUCAGUAGUUUAUUAGAUUUUUUUUGGUAGAGUGAAUGAGGACACACAUUACAUGAAGCAUAAAUGACUCAAAACUUGUACUGAACAGUUUCUUAGUUCUUGCUAUGUUAUAAUAAAAGAUGAAAGUUUAAAAUUAUCUCCAGGUGAUUUCAAUUAGCAGCUGUUAAAUCAGUAAAGUAGGCAUUAAGACGGCAUUUUUAUGUUCUCCAAAAUCAUCAGUUUGUCCAGUGGUCCUGGGUGAUACAUUUUAUUUGUUGUCAAAACAUCCCAUGAAAAGAGCAACACAAAGGGCACUUAUUUCCUACUGAAGAAAGAAAUCUUUAAUAUUCACUUACAAUUUGGAUAAUUUUUAUUACAAAAGGGGUAUUGUAGUUUUUGUGACUAUUUCUCAAGAGUAAAUUGUGCAAUUGUAGGAAUUUUGGGGGGAUUUUUAGUGAGGAAGAUGAAUUUGGGAUUUAUGUCUAAUAAAGUACAAUGUGUGUGUUCACUGUAGAACAUGUAACCAGGGCAACUGUGGGUUGUCAGACAACAGCUCAUCUCUGUAGUGCAGAGGAAUACCAUAUAUCUGCCUUUGUCUACAAAGACAACACUUAGAAGCAUCAGUUAAAUGUUUGAUCACUUAUAAGACUGAUCCAGAAAAUAUGGCUGAUCUUGGGACGAUUUUUACCCAACAUGUUCAGCCAACAGUUUCCUUUUGAAUGAAGAAAUUCUCAGGGUUUAUUACAAUGAUGGGAUCUGGAAUCUGUAGAGAUGGCCGAUAGGAUUAUCCAAAGCAGAAUGUGGAUAAUCAAACACUUAUUAAAUCUCUUCACUUUGGCAGCAUAAAGUGACAGAUUCUAUAAAACACUGAACAGAGAGCAGAGCCCAGAGUGUGGUUUUACACACUUCCCUUUUGCCAGUAAUGUCUAAACAAAGCUGGUAUCAAACCCCCUACUAGAAUACAGAGAUUCUUAUACGUCUUUCUGGAAUUUUUAAUUGACAAAUCCUUUUUUUAAGCAUAUUUUGGUUUGUUUGUAUGUGGUUUUUUUUGUUUGUUUUUAUAAACCAUAGGUCUGUGUUUAAGAAUGACAUGUCAAAGCCAUCUGUGAUUUAUUAUGUAACUCUAGGAGUGUUUUUGUUCAUGCAUGUACUUUUUUUUAACCUACCUAAAGAAAGAGUGAACUGCCAAUUUUUUUCAGUUCUUCAACUUUAAAUGUACGAUAGAAGAGUUGCGUGUGUAAGAAGCUGACCACAAGCAAACAAAAUUAAAGAAUUUCUAAAUUAAAUGCAGUACCAAAAGAAA